AUGGCGAAGACGCCUAAGGAGGCAGAUGAGCUUAUUGAGAUGGUUUCUAAUAACCAGUACAUAUACACUUCUGAGAGGAACCCUGCAAAUACUCGGACCACUCAAAAGAGAAAAGGCAUGGAGGUGGAUACACUGGAUGCCAUUUUGGCUCAAAACAAGCUCAUCAACACAGAGGUAAAUCCAAGGGAGGAGUGCAAAUCCCUCACCCUGGGCAAGGAGGCCGUGCCUAAGGAAGAGGAUGUUGCUGAGGAUUUGAAGGAGAAAAAGGCCCAAGAGGAGGCUGGCAGUGCAUUUGUACACACUUCAAUAGUGAUAGAAGAGUCUAAAGUACAACACCUUCAGAACGUGCAAGAGGAGAUCAAGGAUGAACAACUUGCUCAAUUCUUGGCAGUCUUCAAGAAGUUACAAAUCAAUAUUCUUUUUGCUGAGGUGUUGGAGAAAAAGCCUCCCUAUAUGGCUUGUUUAAAAAGUGUAUUCUCUGAGAAAAAGGCCCUGAGGGGAGAUGAAACUGUAGUGUUGACCAAGAAAUGUAGUGCACUAGUGCAAAAGAAGCUACCUCGGAAAUUGCUAGAUCCCAGAAGCUUCCUAAUUCCCUGUACUAUAGGGACCAUCACAUUUGAGAAGUCACUAUGCAACCUUGGAUCAAGUAUAAAUCUAUCGUCUCUCUCUGUAAUGAAGAAACUGGGGAUCCAAGAGGCGCAGCCCAUAAGGAUCUCACUAGAGAUGGUAGACAAGUUUCUGAAGCGAGCAUAUAGAGUGGUGGAGAACAUCCUUGUAAAGGUUGAAGACCUUUACCUCCCUACGAACUUCGUGAUACUUGAUAUUGGAGAGGAAAAUGAUGACUCCAUCAUCCUAGGAAGACCAUUCUUAGCUACUGGGAGAGCCUUGAUUGAUGUUGAGAGAGGAGAGUUAGUUAUGAGGUUAUGGGAGGAUCACGUACUAUUUAAGAUUCCCAAACCUCAAUCUUUCUCAGACAAAGAAAGUACUAGCAUGUAG
Molecule: messenger RNA, 996 nt
Organism: Arachis duranensis
Lineage: Eukaryota; Viridiplantae; Streptophyta; Magnoliopsida; Fabales; Fabaceae
Exons: 2
Coding region: 1-996 (331 amino acids)
Source: RefSeq, a predicted model, not a curated record